AUUAGUGAAGCAGCGAAUGCUGCAGCGGUAAUCGACGCCGCUGCUGCCGCCGCCAACCGAGAAAAGCAGCCCAGACACUCCGGCCGGGAAGAUGGAACAUGAUGCCCCAAAGCAUAUCAUCCAGAUGACAGGAUUUAAGAUGGAAGAAAAGGAAGCUCUAGGAAAAUUGCUUUUAAAACUAGAUUGCACGUUUAUUAAGAGUGAGAAAUACAAAAAUUGUACGCAUCUUAUAGCUGAACGCCUGUGUAAGAGUGAAAAAUUUUUAGCAGCUUGUGCAGCAGGAAAGUGGGUACUGACUAAAGACUACAUAAUUCAUAGUGCCAAAAGUGGCAGAUGGCUUGAUGAAACAACUUAUGAAUGGGGAUAUAAAAUUGAAAAAGACUCCCAUUAUUCACCUCAAAUGCAAUCUGCACCUAAAAGAUGGCGUGAAGAACUGAAACGCACUGGUGCUCCAGGAGCCUUCCACAGAUGGAAAGUUGUCCUUCUUGUUAGAGCCGAUAAACGAAGUGAUUCUCUUGUAAGAGUUUUGGAGGCUGGAAAGGCAAAUGUUAUUUUACCAAAAAGUUCACCAAGUGGAGUAACUCAUGUGAUUGCCAGUAAUGCAAGAAUCAAUGCUGAGAAAGAAAAAGAUAACUUUAAGGCUCCAUUUUAUCCAAUUCAGUAUCUAGGGGAUUUUCUUUUAGAG
Molecule: messenger RNA, 685 nt
Organism: Marmota flaviventris (yellow-bellied marmot)
Lineage: Eukaryota; Metazoa; Chordata; Mammalia; Rodentia; Sciuridae
Source: RefSeq, a predicted model, not a curated record